CUGAUAUUUAAAAAAAAUCAUUUUGCAGGUGAUUAUGUCACAUUUGUGGCAGCACUGUAUAAUUACUUGCGGAAAUUACAUUACCUAGGGCGCAAUUUCAGUGGUGCAGCACAUGUGGAGGUGUGGUUCGGUGGUACCAGGAUGUCCGUAUCCGAGCUGCUCUAUAUUGUUGCUGAGGAAUUCAAUGUCUCUCCCAAAAUGCUUUACGAAGUGUUACACGAUUUGGACGACAUAAUAACAGAAGCGACAGAUCCGAAGUUGCAAAAUAAUAUUGAAGAAGUUGAAAAUCGUCGUCAGGAUCGAAUUUCGCGCAGUGAAAGUCGCGCGGGUGAAAAACGGACGAAAAAGGGAGUGAGAAGAGUGGAAGUGAAGGAUUCGGAAAAUCCUGAACAUACACAUGUGAUGAUUAAAGUUGAUUCGGACAAAUACUUAAAUACAAUUCCGGCAGACCAGCGAGAUAAUGUUAUACAAGCACUUGGCAUGUUCCAUCACGUGCUCAAGACGAAAUCAAAUUUGAGCAAGCGACGCUCGUCAUCUGCAUCGGCCAAGUUGCGCAUGGUAAAGCACAGCAACCAGACAGUCUAUUAG
Molecule: messenger RNA, 588 nt
Organism: Gongylonema pulchrum
Lineage: Eukaryota; Metazoa; Nematoda; Chromadorea; Rhabditida; Gongylonematidae
Source: the annotation of a GenBank genome assembly